Ylistrum balloti is the source of this 1947-nucleotide messenger RNA. RefSeq names its product V-type proton ATPase subunit E-like. The coding region runs from base 69 to 749 and encodes 226 amino acids. The transcript has 8 exons. The record is from RefSeq and is a predicted model, not a curated record. Gene Ontology annotation, cellular component: proton-transporting two-sector ATPase complex, catalytic domain. Lineage: Eukaryota; Metazoa; Mollusca; Bivalvia; Pectinida; Pectinidae. Gene Ontology annotation, biological process: proton transmembrane transport. Gene Ontology annotation, molecular function: proton-transporting ATPase activity, rotational mechanism.
UUGGGACAGAAGUCGGACGGAGUCAGCUGCGCUUUAAUUAUAAAGUUUAUUCAAUUUAAACAUUCAACAUGGCACUCAGUGAUGCAGACGUGCAGAAACAGAUCAAGCACAUGAUGGCUUUUAUUGAACAGGAGGCAAAUGAAAAAGCAGAAGAAAUAGAUGCUAAGGCCGAAGAAGAGUUCAACAUUGAGAAGGGACGUCUAGUGCAGCAACAACGAGUGAAGAUCAUGGAAUACUACGAGAAGAAAGAGAAACAAGUGGAGCUCCAGAAAAAAAUUCAGAAUUCCAAUCUGCUGAACCAGGCCAGACUCAAGGUGCUAAAAGCCAGGGAGUCUCACUUGAAGGCUCUGUUACAAGAGGCACAGACAAAACUGACAGAAAUCACCAAGGACCGCCAAAAGUACAAACAGGCACUUGUAGGACUGAUUGCUCAGGGACUUUAUCAGCUGCUGGAGCCAACAGUUAUUCUUCGAUGUAAACAAGUGGAUGUUGAUCUCGUCCAGGAGUGCUUACCACUUGCAGUGCAGAAGUAUGAAGAUGAAAUAAAAAAAACUGUCAAAGUCAACAUUGAUAAGGAUAACUACCUGGGAUCUGAAGUAUGUGGCGGUGUAGAGAUGGUGGCACAUGGAAACAAAAUCAAAGUAGAGAACAUGCUGGAGAAUCGCCUGCAAAUGAUUUUUGACCAGAUGGUACCUCACCUUAGAACUGUGCUGUUUGGAAGGAACCCUAACCGCCGAUUUACUGACUAAAUGUUUCUAGUCAAUGACCAUUCCACAUGUGAUAUCGUCAUACACUUAGCUAUUCGGACAAACCAUUAUGACAUUCGCUGACGUUGAAUAUCUUGUUUUUUUAUCAGAUAGAAAUUGAUAUUGUGUACCAGGGUCUUCAUUUCCACUUGAUAUGUAGGAGAUAUCUUGGUAGAAUUAAUUAACAGUCUGGGUGUAAUUAUUGUGGGGAUUUUCUGAAACAUCUGAGGGAAUUUGGAUGGAGGCUGUCAUUAUCAUAUAUCUAUGUAGAAUGGGAGAAUUACACAGUAGUAUGGUCACCUGGCACUAGUCACACCUAUAUAAACCGGGUAUCUUUUGUAUAAAUGUAGAUGUUCUUUGUUAGAAAUCUGUUGUGAGUAGAUUUGGUAGAAACAACCAUAAACUAUCACCUGGACAAAUCAAACCUUGUACUGACCAAUCCAUACUUAAUGUGAGGGAUGUCCUAACAUGCCUAAUUAGAGUGAGGGGCAUCCUAACAGAUAUAUUUUGAGUAUUUAGGAAUAUUCUAAGGCCACCAGACUUGUGUUAGAGAAGCAUCCCACCAGACUUCCUGUAAUGAAUGUAUCACCUAACCUGUUGACUUGCAUCAGUACAUACAACUGCCCAAACUUGCUAUUGUCUCUGUUCUGGAAUAACAUACAAGUCUCAAUAUUGCUGAAAAAUACAAGUUAUUGGUAGUUUUGUGUAUGAUCUAAUGAAAGAAUUGAUUGAUUUGAAAUGAAAGGCAAACUGAUUUAAAUAUAUACAUAUAAAGAAGUACAUAGACAGAUACAUAUAGAAUAGGUGACCUGUGAUCAUAUGAUCAGUGUAUGUUGUAAGGUCAUACAGGUGUUGGGAGUUUGAGUAAGUAAUUUAAGAAUGCAUUUGCUUCAGAAAUCCAUUGUGCUCAUAAAAUGUGUUGACCAUGUUAGAAUCUGCACAUGAUGCAUUGCGUCAUUGGUAGAUAAUCCUGGACACUUGGUUGUAGUACGUAACUAGUGCGUAACUGUCGUACCAUACAUCUGUGAUGUCAGCACUAUCAAGUGCUGUAGUGUGUCUUGUAUGUGAGCUGAACUUAUAAUCAUGAUGUAUUAAUUUCUGCAAGUACGAUGAUGGAAUUUUACAUAAAUAUCUACAUUUUGUUGAUUUUUGAAAUUAUGGUGAUUAUUAUUUAAUUCCAAUAAAUUAUGUAUACAAAUAA